AUGUCGGAGGAUAUCUUUGGGCCUCCGGUCUGGGAUCUUGAUCCUGUUCUCAAAACAUCUACAAAGAAGUUUAGAAUGUCUCCUGCCGUUGAAUUAGCCCAUCAAAAGCAGGAAAUUGAAAUUAUGAAAAAAGAUAUUGCAGAUAAAGAUGCCCAAAUUCGAAAUCUCUCAGAAAAAUGUGCAGAGUUUUCACAAGCAUGCUCGGAUAUCCAUGCUUUAAUACGAGAUUUCGAAGCUGUCGCUGAUCAAAAGUUUUUUUCUCCGGAACAAGCAUCGAAAAACAUAUUUAUAACACAUAUGGAAUACACAAAAAUCUUAUCUAACAGUAUUAAUUCUAUUAUUAAUCAACAUAAUUCACUUCAAGACCAAUUUACAAAAGAUUUUUCAGAUUACGCGGAAGAUGUUUCAAAAAGACUUAUAGAAAUUAGAGAUGAGUUUCUUGCCGUCAGAAAACGCAAGGAAGAAGUCAUAGAAAACACUCAAUACUUAAAAAGACUAUGCCAAGUUAAUGAACGCGAAAGACAGUCACUCCAAACAAUUGUAGAACAGUUAAAUGACCAAAAGGCUCAAAUAGACGCUUCCGCCCAAAUUGAUGUUGAUAAUUUCAAGCAACAAUACGAUAAAAUGCAUCAAGAAACAAGAGAAUUUAAGCAGGAAGCAUUACAGACAACAAUGAAGUUCGAAAAACAGCUAAAUAAACCACAACCAAGACAGAUAUCCGAUACUCGCCUUGAAGACUCGAUUUUACAAAGAGAAGUCACUACUCUUGCAAGGCAUUACGAUAUGGAGUCCCAAAACUACGAGAAUACCUAUAAAGAAUAUCAACAUGUGAUGGAAGAAAUAAAUCGUGGAAAAGAACACAUUAAAAAGCACAUGAAAGCAUUGGAUAGACAAGAACUUGAGAAUGCGCAAAAGGUUAAUAAGGAAUUACGUGCUUAUAUCGAAAGUGAAAGAAAUAAUGAUAAAAUGAGAUACGAAAGUCAAGUAAAACGCAACAAAGAGCUUGAAAGAACAAUACAAGAACAUCUAGAUGAACAGAACAUGCUUAAACAGUAUCUCCAACAAAUAGAUAAAAAGAUGUCAACGCAAUCCACAAAACUUCCUAUUCUGACUGGAGGACAAAAAGAAAACAACGUUGAAUCAAAGAAUACAACAUUAAUUUUGUCUAGACACAAAGCCGAUGACGCGGAAAUGAAAAUGAUCAAAAAGGCAAUGUCUUCUAUCGCUAGAAAGAAAACACUUAAUACAUCAGGAGAUGUUGCAUCGAAAUUAUAA
Molecule: messenger RNA, 1275 nt
Organism: Trichomonas vaginalis G3
Lineage: Eukaryota; Parabasalia; Trichomonadida; Trichomonadidae
Exons: 1
Coding region: 1-1275 (424 amino acids)
Source: RefSeq, a predicted model, not a curated record